AUGACCUCCUCAAACAUUUGUAACGAUAGUGAUUUGUUUCUAUCGUUGUCUUCGGACGAUGAGACACUUAGUGAUGAUAGUUAUCACAGUACAACUGCUUCUCCUUCACUCAACAUCACCUUAAAUUCUUUUUUCUCAGACUGUGUGAAUAACUUUAAUGCUAUUCAUAUUAACGCCCAAAGCAUUCCGGCUCAUUAUCCUGACAUGCUUGCGUCAUUUGAAUCCCAAAAUAUUCACGCCAUUUUAGUUUCAGAAUCUUGGCUAAAACCCUGUCUGCCUUCCACUUCUUAUUCUUUGCCUGGGUUUCAUCUAAUUAGAAAUGACCGCACUAAUAGGGGUGGUGGGGGCGUGGCGAUCUAUCUAAGAUCCUACCUUCCAUAUAAAAUUGUUAGUUCGUCAAGUCAACCACCUCCUGUUGAUUCUGCUGAGCAUUUGCUGGUUGAGGUCUCCCUGUCUCAGAAUAAAAUCCUACUUGGAGUUUUCUACAGUCCCUCCCUUUCUAUAAAUUAUUUUACUUCUUUCGAAUCUCUUUUAGAAUCACUAGUCCCUACGUAUAGUCACACUAUUUUGAUGGGUGACUUUAACACCUGUUUGCUUAAAGGCGACAAUCGAUCUAUAAAACUUGAAGCUAUAAUUGAAGCGUGUAAUAUGCAAAUCCUACCCCUUUCUGCUACUCAUAACUUUCCUAACAGUACUCCUUCCCUUCUUGACUUAAUAAUGGUGUCAUCUUCCAAUUUAGUUUUCAAGCACGGACAGUGUCCUGCGGAUGCAUUCUCUUAUCACGAUUUGAUUUUUCUUUCGUAUAAACUUCGCCCUCCUAAAAUCAAACCUAAAUUAGUUCUGCGACGUAAUUUUGGAGGAAUGGAUAUUGAACAACUUUGUGAAGAUGCUUAUAAUAUGGACUGGUCAGUGAUCGAGAGAGCUCCAUGCAUUGACGAUAAAGUGGAACUGUUCUGUUCUCUUCUCACUCAGCUUUAUGACGUUCACGCGCCAAUGCAUUAUGUGAGACUUAAACACCUACCUGCUCCAUGGCUCUCUGAUGACCUGAAGAAGCUUAUUUUGCAGAAGAAUGCGGCAUUGUCAAAGCUUAAGAGGAAUAAGACAGAGGAAAACGCAAGGAAAUACGCCAAAAUCAGGAAUCGAUGCAACACAUUGUGUAGAGAUGCGCAACGACGCCAUAUUCAUACAUCAGUCGAGAACGGCGACUCAUCUAGGGUGUGGAAGUUUCUCAAAACAGUUGGAGUUGGUAGAACAUCCCUAAAUGCCUCACCUCCUAGUGUUGAUUUUGAACUAUUAAAUCAACAUUUUUCUAAUCCUUCUAACUCUUUUGAUAGCGAACAUAAACUGCAAACACUUCGUUCGCUUUCUGUAACUCCGACUCCUAAUUAUCCUCCGUUCGUUUUUAGUCAGUUUACUGAAUGUGAUGUUAAGAAGACCAUAUUAUCCAUCUCCUCAAAUGCUGUCGGUAGCGACAACAUUAGCCGUAAUAUGAUUGUUCCUCUCCUUGAUGUUAUUACUCCCAUUAUCACUCAUUUACUCAAUGCUUGUGUCUCUUCCUCUAAAUUCCCUCAAGCCUGGAAGAGUGCUCAUAUUAUACCCCUUCCAAAGAAAUCUAAUCCCGUUAACCUCUCUGAUUUCCGUCCCAUCUCGAUCUUACCUUUCCUUUCUAAAGUCCUUGAAAAACUUAUUUGCCAACAGCUGACCCUUUUCCUUUAUAAGCACAAUUUAUUGAAUUCCUUACAAUCCGGUUUCCGUCCAGGUCAUAGUACGGCUACUGCCUUAAUCAAAGUUACUGAUGACAUACGGUGGGGUAUGGAUAAUAAACAACUCACAGUCAUGACCUUGCUGGAUUUCAGUAAUGCGUUCAAUACUGUUGACUUCGAUAUACUGUUGAGUCUGUUAUGUUCCCUUAACAUAUCUCCAUCAGUAAUUGACUGGUUUCAAAGUUAUCUCUGUGGCCGUCGGCAGUGUAUUCGUGUCGAUGAAACUCACUCAUCUUGGUGUGAUAUAACUGCAGGCGUGCCGCAGGGCGGCGUGUUGUCACCUUUACUCUUUUCCAUUUUCAUUAAUUCAAUCACUCAUAAAAUAUCUUCUCUCUACCACAUGUAUGCGGAUGAUGUCCAGAUUUAUACCCAGUCAACUCUUGAGAAUUUGCCGAGUGCAAUCGCUACAUUAAAUAGGGAUCUAAAUUUUAUACACGAGUGGAGUAAAUCAUAUGGCCUAAAUGUCAAUCCUAAAAAGUCUCAGGCUAUCAUUAUUGGUAGCCAGAGCUUUAUCUCAAGAGUUGACUGGUUCUCUGUACCACCUAUCGUAUUCGAUGGAGUUGUUAUCCCUUACUUUGACAAUGUCAAAAAUCUUGGUAUUUAUAUUGAUAAUUCCUUAAAUUGGAUACGCCAACUGAAUGAGGUAAGUAAGAAAACUUUUGUCGCUCUUUGUUCGCUGCGUCGCCUUCGAUCUUUUCUUCCCAUUCCUACAAAAAUUAUGCUCGCACAGUCUCUUCUCCUUCCGAUUCUCGACUAUGCUGACGCAAGCUAUCUAGACAUAACUGAGGACCAGCUAAAUAAGCUUGAGAGACUUCAAAAUACUAGUAUUCGGUUCAUAUUUGGAUUGCGCAAAUUUGACCGUAUUUCCCAAUUUCGCUCACGUCUCAAGUGGUUACCUAUCCGACUUCGCCGGAACAUGCAUAUACUUUCUAUUCUGUACUGUGUAUUAUUUCACCCUUCUACUCCUCCCUAUCUAAAGGAGAAGUUUAAUUUUGUGGGGCUUCCAGGGGAACCCUUACGCUCUUCGAGAAAAUUCAUUUUAAGUGUGCCAACUCACAAUACAUCAUUUUUCAAUAAAUCUUUUACUGUCCAGUCUAUUAAGCUCUGGAAUGCCCUACCUUUGCAUAUACGUGAGGCACAAACUAUUGUUAUCUUUAAGCGAUUACUUAAAGAGCAUUACUUGUCUCAAUCGUUCGGACACCGUUAG
Messenger RNA from Parnassius mnemosyne (clouded apollo), 2970 nucleotides. Lineage: Eukaryota; Metazoa; Arthropoda; Insecta; Lepidoptera; Papilionidae. The record is from the annotation of a GenBank genome assembly.